AUGUCCGCUCUUCAACCAUCCCCACCACUUCAGGUCCAGCCUGUGCAAUGGACUCUACUUUUACCGAAGCCCCGACUAGACGCCGCGAGGUCAAUCAAUAGCAAACAACAACACUCUUCGCGACCACAACCGAUUCUUCCUCCUCUUCCAUUCCUUGCCGCCCUCAAGAUGACGGACUCCUACAUUUCCACAGGCAAUGGCGAUGCCUUUACGCCAAAUGGUUCGAGCAGGAUGAACGGUUCCAGCCCAUCUUUGCCCACAACUUCCAAUGACGCUGGCACCGCUCCCAUUAUCCGCAAAAAGUUGAUGGGAUUCGUCGGAUUCGCCAACUUACCGAACCAGGUACACAGGAAGAGUGUGCGGAAGGGUUUCCAGUUCACUACUAUGGUCGUCGGGGAGUCCGGGUUGGGUAAAUCGACACUCAUUAAUACUCUGUUUAAUACGACCAUCAACCCUCCCAAGGAGACCCUCCCGCCCAGCGCGGAGAGGCCCUCUACCGUCGCUAUUGAGAGUAUAAGCGCCGACAUUGAAGAGAAUGGCGUCCGCUUGCGUCUCAAUGUGGUUGAUACCCCCGGUUUCGGCGAUUUCGUCAACAAUGAUGAGAGCUGGAGGCCCAUUGUUGAGAACAUCGAAUCUCGAUUUGACUCCUACCUUGAGCAGGAGAGUAGAGUCAACCGUCAAAAAAUCGCGGAUAAUCGUAUUCAUGCAUGCCUCUACUUUAUCCAACCGACCGGUCACUCAUUGAAGCCUAUUGAUGUCGAGUGCAUGCGUCAACUCCAUACCAAAGUCAACUUGAUACCUAUCAUUGCCAAGGCCGAUACGCUCACUGACGAAGAAGUCGCGGAAUUCAAAGCCCGGAUCCUUGCUGACAUUGCCUACCAUAACAUUCAUAUCUUUCAGGCACCAACGUACGAGAAUGAGGACGAUGAAGCUAUUGCCGAGGCCGAAGAGAUCGCGAGCAAGAUUCCAUUCGCGGUAGUGGGUUCUGACAAGGAGGUCACCACUCCGGAUGGGCGCAAGGUUCGCGGCCGUGCCUAUCCUUGGGGCGUUGUCGAGGUAGACAACGAAGACCACUGCGACUUCGUAAAACUUCGGCAGAUGCUUGUCCGAACGUACAUGGAAGAACUCAGGGAGUAUACCAACGACGUCCUCUACGAGAAUUGGCGAACAGAGAAGUUGCUCAGCAUGGGCGUUAUACAGGAUUCUAGUGUGUUCAAGGAAAUCAACCCCGCUAUUAGGAUACAAGAAGAACGCAUCAUGCAUGAGGCAAAACUUGCUAAGAUGGAGGCCGAAAUGAAGAUGGUCUUCCAGCAGAAGGUGCAAGAAAAGGAGGCAAAGUUGAAGCAGUCAGAAGAAGAGUUAUAUGCUAGGCAUCGGGAGAUGAAAGAGGCGUUGGAGAAACAGCGGUUAGAUCUCGAGGACAAGAAACGGCGGAUCGAGAAUGGCCGCCCGUUGACCCCGGAGAAGAUCAGUACUGGCAGAAAGAAGGGCUUCCUACGUCCUUAA
Molecule: messenger RNA, 1506 nt
Organism: Fibroporia radiculosa
Lineage: Eukaryota; Fungi; Basidiomycota; Agaricomycetes; Polyporales; Fibroporiaceae
Exons: 10
Coding region: 1-1506 (501 amino acids)
Biological process (GO): cytoskeleton-dependent cytokinesis
Cellular component (GO): cytosol; cell division site; septin ring
Molecular function (GO): GTPase activity; GTP binding; molecular adaptor activity
Source: RefSeq, a predicted model, not a curated record